GUCCCCCGUAAUGGGAUGGGUGCCAGUCUGACCCUGCCUCCAGGAGACAUUUAUAACCUGACUGUAUCAGCCUGUACUGAAGGCCAACGCAACUCCUCUGUCCCCAACAUCAUUAAACUGGGUACGCACCGCACCUCCUCUGUCCCCAACAUCAUUAAACUGGGUACGCACCGCACCUCCUCUGUCCCCAACAUCAUUAAACUGGGUACGCACCGCACCUCCUCUGUCCCCAACAUCAUUAAACUGGGUACGCACCGCACCUCCUCUGUCCCCAACAUCAUUAAACUGGGUACGCACCGCACCUCCUCUGUCCCCAACAUCAUUAAACUGGGUACGCACACGCACACCUCUCCCCAGCUCCCCCAACAUCAUUACAACUGGUACCACACGCACCCUCCUCUGUCCCCACACAUCAUCUAAACUGGUACGCACCGCAACUCCUCUGUCCACCACACACAUAAACUGGCGUACGCACCGCAAUUCUUCCAUCAUGUCCCCAACAUCAUACAACCAUGGGAUCGCCAACACACCUCCUCUGUCCACCAAAUCUUAAACAUGGGUACGCACAGAAUCUUGGUCCCCAACACAUUAAAUGGGUUACGACCGCACUCCUCUGUCCCCAACAUCAUUAAAAUGGGUUUUACCAGCACCGCAAUUCCUUGUCUCCCCAAAUCAUUAAAAUGGGUAGCACGCCCCCCUGUCCAAUCAUAAGGGUACGCAGCACCCCUCGUCCAAAUCAUUAAACGGUAGCACGCACCUCCUCGUCCACAUCAUUAAACUGGGUACGACCCGCACCUCCUCGGUCCCCAACAUCAUUAAAACUGGGUACGCACCGCACCUCCUCAGGAUUAACAACAUGCACGUUACAACCGGGGGUACGCAACGCACCUACUCCUCUGUCCCCAACAUCAUAAACUGGGGUACGCCCACCACACAACACCCACACACACACACACGCUCACUCACUCACACACACACAACACAUGCUCAUAUACACAUACACACAUGCGCGAUCACGACUCACACACACCAGGGGUCUCUGGGAUGCGUCCCAACACAUCUCGUCUCAAAGCAGCAACAAAAAGGUUGCAGAUAAACAGAAUGAUAUUAAAGAGGGAUGUUGGUAGCCAGAGAAGAGGAUUGGUUGAGGAGCCUGGGUAACCCAAAUAUUAAAGAUGGGAUGUUGGUAGCCAGAGAAGAAGGAUUGGUUAAGGAGCCUGGGUAACCCAAAUAUUAAAGAGGGAUGUUUGGUAGCCAGAGAAGAGGAUUGGUUUAAGGAGCAUGGGUAACCCAAAUAUUAAAGAGGGAUGUUGGUUAGCCAGAGAAGAGGAUUGGUUAGGAGCUGGGUAACCCAAAUAUUAAAAGAGGGAUGUUGGUAGCCAGAGAAGAGGAUUGGUUAAGGAGCCUGGGUAACCCAAAUAUUAAAGAGGGAUGUUGGUAGCCAGAGAAGAGGAUUGGUUAAGGAGCCUGGGUAACCCAAAUAUUAAAGAGGGAUGUUGGUAGCCAGAGAAGAGGAUUGGUUAAGGAGCCUGGGUAACCCAAAUAUUAAAGAGGGAUGUUGGUAGCCAGAGAAGGGGAUUGGUUAAGGAGCCUGGGUAACCCAAUCCAGCUUUCAGCACGUCAUCACUUGUUGUUUAUACCAAAUGGAGCCAAACUGUCACUAUCAGCUCUUCUGAGAAAAUGGAGGAAGUGAACCUAGUAUUGUGACACAGCCUGCCUUCGUUUCUGCAUGCCUCAGUAGUUCAGUCUAACAGUAGACAAGAGUCAGGGCAGACUGCAGGGCUCCAGUCAACCUGUGUCUGUGGACCAGAGGUUGACCCAGGCGUUUCUCCUGUUGUGUUUGUGACAGAGCCAGCCCCUCCUCGGUCCCUGUACGCCGUGAACGCCACCCACUCCUCUGUGACUCUGCUCUGGAGCGAGGAGGGAGUGGUUGACUUCUACCAG
Molecule: messenger RNA, 1944 nt
Organism: Coregonus sp. 'balchen'
Lineage: Eukaryota; Metazoa; Chordata; Actinopteri; Salmoniformes; Salmonidae
Source: the annotation of a GenBank genome assembly